Camellia sinensis is the source of this 486-nucleotide messenger RNA. NCBI's taxonomy places the organism in Eukaryota, Viridiplantae, Streptophyta, Magnoliopsida, Ericales, Theaceae. The record is from RefSeq and is a predicted model, not a curated record.
CGCACAGUUGAGCAGGAUAGGAAAACCAUUAAACUUCAGAUUGUUGUUUACGAUAUGACUAAUCAAGGGAGUUUUAACAAUGUCAAGCAAUGGUUAAGCGAAAUUGACCGGUAUGCAAGUGAGAAUGUAAACAAGCUUCUAGUUGGAAACAAGCGUGACCUUACUGCACCGAAGGUGGUGUCUUAUGAGACUAGAAAGCCAUUUGCAGAUGAAAUUGGGAUUCCUUUCUUAAUCAAACAAUGGACGUCAUUUCUCGAUUUGAACAUUUUUUAUAGAGGCCUUUAUAAAACGGCGUCAUGAGUAAUACAUUUGAGUACUAUUGUCAUGUGACAAGUUUAUUUGUACCUUUUAGAUUAUGGUGUGGGCUAUUAGUUUGCUAGAAAUAUUGGAUCUAUUUUGUAUUACAGGCUUAUGUAAUGAACCCUUUAAUUAAGGUGUUUUAGAUAUUUUGGGAUUAUGAAAAUGAAGACUCUUUUACGUUUCACA